AGCUUCAACCCGGAUACACGGCGGCCAUACAACCCACCCCUAUGAAAAGGUGUUGAGCAGGCGGUACGACUGAAACUCGGGCGGAAAACCGGCUUCGUCUCGCGCAGAGGCCCUGUAUAACGGGCAGAACCCGGCGACGGAAACAGAGCAUCACCUGCGUUUGCGGCAUAUUCGACGGACUUCAUGGUACCAUAGUUUCCCGUACCAUCGCGCAUCGUCGCCUUGAAAGAGCUCUCUCUCUCUCUCUCUCUCCAGAGCUCUGUCGCUUCAGCGAAAAUGACCUUGCAACUCCGAGAUGCGGCAGAUGCGGCCGCGCAAACACAUCCAGGCCUACAUAAACGCAUCCAUAUUCCACUAGAUGUUGACAGCCCACCCGGCCUGAUCGAGGCAAACACCGUUGACCCCUGGAUCGAGUCCGGCAAGUAUGCGAGAGGAUGGACCUUCUUCGCUCUGGCGCUGAUGGCGGCCGUCAUCUUCGUACGGGUUUGGCAUUUUUGGCAGGACAAGAUUCGCCAGGCCAUAUACAAGCAAGAGAUGGAAAAGCAUUACGAGGAGCUGUAUGCCAGGGACCCCGAUCGAGCCACCGCCCUACGAUCCGGUCGGAUGGCACAACACUUCUUUCCAGAGGACGAGGGUCUUGGCGAGAAGCAGUUCCGCCCUAAAGCUCACUUCUCGUCUGUUGGCUGGUUCAAUGACAUCCUCGCGCUUUUCCGCUGGGUCUUCUACCGCCCCAUUCCCGACAUCACCUGGAGACGACAUCGCUUCACCUUCUCCUCGCUCGCCGUCUUGACCGUCGUCUUCAUCGCCACCCUUUUCGCCGUCCUAUACUGCUUUUUGCUGCAACCCCUAUACUGGCAGAGCAUCCAGUAUGGGUCGCCACCUGUCGCCAUCAGAGCCGGCAUGAUCGCGGUCGCCCUGACGCCCUGGAUCAUUGCCACGAGCUCGAAGGCCAACAUCUUGACUAUUGUCAUCGGCAUCGGACCCGAACGCCUCAACGUUUUUCAUCGAUGGGCUGGCUACCUCUGCCUCUUUCUCUCCUUGGUCCAUGCCAUUCCGUUUUACGUCCAGCCGGUUUGGGAUGAUGGUGGCAUGGACGUAUUUCAGGCCCUGUUUGAGGGAGGAAGUGGCGUCAUUUAUGGAACCGGCAUUGCCUGCCUCGUCCCGCUGGCAUGGCUCUGCAUCGCUUCGCUCCCAUUCGUCAGGAGGAUCGCAUACGAGGCCUUCGUCCUCCUCCACAUCCCCGUGGCCAUGGCCUAUCUGGGUCUCCUGUUCUGGCACAGCAAGAACUACCUCGCAUCUUGGGAUUAUCUAUGGGCCACGGUCGCUAUUUGGGUCUUCUGUCUCAUCCUCCGCGCCUUCAAUCUCAACUGGCUGAAGCCAUGGCGCCUGGCCUUCAUGGUGGGCGACGAGGCCGCCAUUACCCUCCUUCCGGAGAAUGCCGUGAAGGUGACCAUCCCGACACAGAUGCGAUGGAAGCCGGGCCAGUUUGUCUAUCUGCGGAUGCCGGGCAUUUCUCUCUUUGAGAACCACCCCUUCACCAUUUCCUCGCUGUGCAGCGAGGAUUUCCCCUCGGAGUACGGCGACCAGUACAGAGACUGCGUCAUCGUGUUCAGGCCGUAUGGCGGCUUUACCCGCCGCGUGCUGGAGACGGCCAUCGAGAAAGGGCCGUUCCACACCUACCGUGCCUUCCUCGACGGGCCUUACGGUGGCAUGCGGAGAGAUUUGGCGGCCUUUGACACGUGCAUCCUCAUCGCCGGCGGCACAGGGAUCACGGCCUUGAUGUCGCAGCUGCUUAACCUCAUCAAGCGAAUGCGAGAUGGCAAGGCCAUCACGAGGAAAGUGGUGGUCGUUUGGUCCAUCAAGCACCUCGAGGCCAUGGACUGGUUCCGCGAGGAGCUCCGCAUCUGCAGAGAAGCGGCGCCUCCUGAGAGCGUAACGUGCAAGUUCUUCGUCACGUCCGCCGUGCGCAAGCGGCAGGAGAUGAUCGGCGGCGACCGCCAGGCUUCCAGGGCCCUCGGCCACAUGUUCCACGACAGACUGGAUGGUUUCGUCGCCGGCAUCGCGUCAAAGCGAAACUCUGCGCUCAUUCAGGCCGAGGCGCAAGGCGAUCCAGAACGCGAGCGCGAGCUCCGCGCUGAGAACGAAGACAGGAUUACGGCCCUUCCACACCCGAAGUAUCUCCAACAAUCGCAACAAUCGCAACAACACCAGCAGCAGCAGCAGCACACCGGCUCUCAGUUCACCGACCGCUACGCCGCGCAGGAGGAUGCCUUUCACCGAGGCGGCGACGGCCACCAGCACCACGUCGAUGUGGAGCAAGGUGAGCAGCAGCAGCAGCAACAGAGGGAGUCAAAGAAGACGCGUGAAUUUCACUUCCCGCCCCUUGAUACCAGAGACGCACCGCAUUUCAAUUAUGCGCCAGUCUCCCCUCGCAAGUUGCCGGGCGAGAAUCCGGAAUACGUCGACGACAACGAUACACCGUACCGCGACUCCCCGACCGAACUUCCCGUACGGGCGCCCGAGCUCGCCCACCUCCGCAACCUCGACACGCGGCCGUCGAAAGACCAGACGCGGCCGACGAGCACGUUCGGCCCGCCAUCGGGGUUCGAUUUCGGCUUCCCGGAGACACCGACCGAGUUCCAAAAGAACCUCAUGCGGUCGGCAUUCCCCGUACCGCACGAGAUUGACGGCGGCUGGAGCAUCGAGUACGGCCGGCCGGACUUGGGAUACAUGCUUAAGCAGUGGGCCACGGGUGGCGCCGACGGGCGUGGCAUCUUGGGUCGUCGGACGGCCGUGUUCGUGUGUGGACCGGCGGCGAUGCGCGUCGGCGUCGCUAACACGGUUGCUCGGUUGCAGGCGGAGAUCUGGGGGGAUGACGAGCUGGAGGAGAUCUACCUUCACACGGAAAAUUAUGCUCUAUAGGCACGACCCGACAAUAAGCCCUGGAGGCUAAAGGUUGGCCAUCGUAAAGGACUUCUUUUUGUCUCCUCACUCUAUUUAUACGUUGAUACCACGAGCAAUCGCAUUAUUUGGGAGGAAAAGGACGGUGUAUUGGUUGGCAGGUGUAGGGUAUAUAUUGGGUUUUCGGGUUCUGUCCCUCUUGUGAUACCUCGGUUACUCACCCACGAGUCUUUUUUCAUCUAC
Messenger RNA from Sodiomyces alkalinus F11, 3144 nucleotides. RefSeq names its product ferric reductase transmembrane component 7. The transcript has 2 exons. NCBI's taxonomy places the organism in Eukaryota, Fungi, Ascomycota, Sordariomycetes, Glomerellales, Plectosphaerellaceae. Gene Ontology annotation, biological process: iron ion transport; copper ion import; intracellular iron ion homeostasis. Gene Ontology annotation, molecular function: ferric-chelate reductase activity. Bases 277 to 2922 code for a protein of 881 amino acids. The record is from RefSeq and is a predicted model, not a curated record. Gene Ontology annotation, cellular component: plasma membrane.